Molecule: messenger RNA, 1087 nt
Organism: Hypoxylon trugodes
Lineage: Eukaryota; Fungi; Ascomycota; Sordariomycetes; Xylariales; Hypoxylaceae
Exons: 3
Coding region: 146-982 (278 amino acids)
Biological process (GO): mycotoxin biosynthetic process
Source: RefSeq, a predicted model, not a curated record
ACAGUGGAAGGAUUGGUGUCUCUACGGAUGUAACAAAGACCAAUAUAAAACUUGAAUCAAAUCCCUUCCUUCAUAGGGCUAUACGUCCAGAUACCGCCGAGAAAUUGGAUCCUCACCUCCCCCCCUAAGGCUAGACCUUCAAACUAUGCUAUCUGAGUCGGUACCGCUUAGUAGAGACUAUGAGGGUCAAGAGGAGGAUACUCCACUCGUUGACCUCCACGAAAAUCCCAACACAGCCUUACCUCGACCAAUCCUAAAACUAUAUAGGGCAUAUAUGUGGAAGGAUGUUAUCUUGCUUCUCCUAGUAGCGGGUAAUUUGCUGCUUGGUGUUAUCUCAUGGCCAAAAUUAGGGUCCAUGAACAUAAAAGCAAGCAGCCAGUCCAUUAGUGAUAAACUCUUCAGUCCCAUAGUACCCCCGGAAGCAGCGAAAGAGUUAUUUAUACCUAUGCGCUGGGCGAACGAAUAUAGCUCUGCGACUACCGCCGGCAUGGACGAGGUCGAUCGAAAUUGGGAUAAUAUCGACGCAUCCAUCGGUCUGGUCUCCAUUAGCCAUGACCUAGCUGCGAAGCAAGGGCUACCAGCCUCCAUGGAUGAUCCCCGCGACCCCCGUAAGGGAGUUUAUACCCUUGAAGGUUACCAUUCUUUGCAUUGUCUGACGGUAAUCCGACGUACGAUGUUUCAAUUAGCCAAAGGAGAGAAGCUUGACGUACCCUUUGGUCACUCGACGCAUUGUUUAGGUUCUCUCUUGCAAGCCAUUUUGUGCAAUGCUGAUACUACCCUGUUAUAUCAGAAGGCCGGAAGAGGUGCCGGAGAUGGUCAGAUACGCAAGUGUCGCAAUUGGCCAGCCAUGCGUGACUGGGCAAGAGAACAGUCGGCUUGUAUGAAAACCAACUCUAGUGGUAUCGCAAACCUAGACGUCGAAGGUUGUGAUGAGAUUAAAGCUGGAGAUGGUGUUCUGUUAAGCGAUUGGCCGGAGAGGUGAUAGAUUGCCUGCCCGAACCUAUUGCAGCAGGCACCGUAUCCCAUGCGCGAGUGGAUAGCAAGUAUCUCCGACUCGUUGGAGAAGAGUGCGAAGAAUAUAUGCUUG